Lottia gigantea (owl limpet) is the source of this 3570-nucleotide messenger RNA. RefSeq lists its product as hypothetical. The transcript has 19 exons. NCBI's taxonomy places the organism in Eukaryota, Metazoa, Mollusca, Gastropoda, Lottiidae. Gene Ontology annotation, cellular component: trans-Golgi network. The record is from RefSeq and is a predicted model, not a curated record. Gene Ontology annotation, molecular function: small GTPase binding. Gene Ontology annotation, biological process: vesicle cytoskeletal trafficking. The coding region runs from base 1 to 3570 and encodes 1189 amino acids.
AUGAGUGGUAGAUUACCAAGUGAAAGUGAAGAUAUAGAGAAUGAAAAUCCUGAGUCUGAAGCAGAUGUGGAUAUCGAAAGAGAAAAUGUAGAUCAGAGUGAAACCAGUGAAUCAGCUGGACAUUUCCAGCAAGAUGCUCUUUCUUAUUCAAAUUCACAAAAUGAUGGUUGGGAGGCUUUGAAUAAUGUGGCACAAAAUGGAGCUGUGAAUGAUAAAAAUGAGAAUAGUAAUGUUGAAUGUGAAGCUGUUGAGAGUGAAAUGGUGCUUGACUCUGUUAAUGGUUCACAAGAAGGAAAUCAACUCCAGAAUAAUGUGACAAGUUGUAACAGCACCAGUUUUGACUGUGUUCCCCAGAUACAAUGUGAAGUGGUAAAUAAGAUUCCUGCAGACCAGGCCCCAGAAUGUGACCAAGCUAUGACUGAUUCUUGCCAUUCUUCGAGCUCUACUGCACAAUCUCCAAAUGACUUGGCAGCAUGUGAGGGGCAGGAAAAUAACCCAGAAGUUGUGAAUUCUGAAAAUAACAAUCCAGCAUCAUGUCCAGUACAAGGACCAAAUGGUGAUUCCAAUAACACACAAAGGCCUGAAAGUGAUGAAUUAGGUGCAAAUUUGGAACUGGUACCUGAAAGUGAUAAACAGACGUCAUCUUCUAAUUCUCAAAAGUCUGAGGUUGAGAAGCUACAAGAACAAGAAACAACUGCCAGUGAGGCAGAGUCAGCAAGUUCUGAUAAUGUUGAACAGGACAGUGCAAAAUCUCCUGAAUGUGAUAAUGUUAUAGUUUGUGAUAAACCUGUAAUGAGUGAUACAAAAUCUCAAUCCCCAGACCAUGUUAAUGGUGCCUCGGAGACAAGGUCUGCUGAUGUGCACAGUAAUUCCUUACAGCAUGAUCAUCAGGAUAGGGAAAACAUUAAGAUGUCUGUGAUUGAUACUGAAAAAGGUGCACAGAAUUCAGAAUCAUCUAAAAAUGUAGACAAAAUUGGUGCACUGAAUACAACCCAGAGUCAAAGUGAGCCUGAUGCUAAAAAUAAACCUAGGAAAUUCCCUAUUUCAAGGAAAUCCCCUCCAGGAAUUGACUUUCUUCAUUUAUCAGAUAGUUCUGAGGAUGAAUUGUUAAAUGAAUUAGAUGCAGCUUUGUUGAAUAGAUCUCAUUCUCAGAAAACAACACCAACUAAUUCAGCCAGAUCAACCCCAAAAUCUAAACCUGUUAUGCAAGAAGAGAAAGUACCUAUUAUAUCAUUAAGUGAACAGACACAAAAUGGAUUCAAACAAUUUCCAUUAAAAAAUUCUCAAAUAGCUCAAAAUGUUGAAGAAACAAUAGAAUCUUUGAAGAAAGAAUUACAGAGUAAAAAUGAAGAGUUGAAGUCAGCAAAAGUAUAUUCAGAAACACUACAAGAUAAGUUUAAACAGUUUGAAGAAGAAAAGAAAAUGCUGGCUACAGAAGUUAAAAUGUUAAGGGAACAAAAUGCUGAUAAUUUGUAUUUACCACAAAUAAAAGAGAUGGAGAAAACCAUAGCUUCACAACAGAAAGAAAUCCAACAAACCAAAGAAACUUUAGCAUCUCAUGACAACAUGGCCAAACGUAAAAUAGCUUCUAUGCAAAAUGACUAUAAAGCUAGAAUAGACCAGGUUACCAAGAUGUAUGAAGAUUGUUUAAGAGAGAAAGAUACCAUGGUAGUGAACUAUGCUGUGGCUGAACAGAAAAAUAUUGAAGCUAAAAAAGCUACAGAAAGAGCAGAACAGAAAUAUAGAGACUGUUUAAAAGAACAAGAAGCAAUUGCUAAUAAAUGUAAAUCUUUUAAAGCUGAAAAACAGAAAGCUGUAGCAGAUUAUGAAACAAAGCAAAAUGAACUGUCUGGUGCUUGUAAAGAAAUAGAAAGAAUGAAAGAAAUGCUGACUUCAGCUGAUGUCAGAAUUAAAUGGGCUCAAAAUAAAUUAAAAUCAGAACUUGAAAGUCACAAGGAAACUAAGAUAGAACUAGAGAAGACAAAUCAGAAAUUAAAGAUGGCAAGAGAAGAAACAUUACAAAUAAGAAAAGAUUGUCAAGCCAUUAUUAAAACUUACCAGGAAUCAGAGGAAAUAAAGUCUAACAGUUUAGAUAAAGAGUUGAAAUUAAAGGAAUCAGAACUGAUUGUACAAAGACAAGAGAAGAGUGAUUCACAGGAGGUAUAUAAUAUGACAGUGAAAGAAUUAGAGGUAUUAAAAGCUAAAUAUAAAGAUGCUGCAGCAGAAUUAAAAACAUUAAGAGAUAAGGUAUACUGUUUAGAAAGUGAAAGAAAAGAUAAUGAAGAAACUAUGACUAAAUAUCAAGAAAUUAUACAGAGUCAGAAAGGAGAGAAUAAAAGUCUACUAGAUAAACUUGGUAAUCAUGGUCAGUUAAAUGAUGAUUUUGAUAGAGCACAAGAUAUGAUAAAAACACUAGACAGAGAGAUAUCAGAGUUACGUAUUAAUAAUAAAGAUUUACAGAGUGAUAUAGAAGGCUGUCGAACUAGAGAGACAGAGUUACUAGAUUUAACACAGAAACUUAGUAGAACCAAUGCUAAAUUACAGUCAGAAAAUACUAAUGCCAAUAACCAGGUUGUAUCACUGAGUGGUAAGAAUAGUAAUAUGGAAAUGGAAAUUCAUAAUUUACAAGCUACAUGUAAUGAAUUGAGUUCUAGACUGGCUGAAGAUGGUAAUAAAUUUGAAAAUGAAUGUACAAGGUUAAAGGCUGAAUUAACAGAGAAAAAUAUAUCAGGACACUGUUAUAUAUAUUCUUUUGAUGAAAUUGCUGGUUUUACAGUAUCAGAGUUUAAACAAAAACUAGAAGAUGAGAAAGAUUUAAAUAAAGUUUUAAAAAGAAAACAUGCUAAUAAUGUCAAGGAUAUAACACGUCAAUUACAACAGGCUAGAAAGAAACUGGAAUCAUUUGAAAAUCAUCAUGGAGAAAAAGAUGGGACUAGUUUAGGAUCACGGACUAGUUCAAAUGGUUCAUUAAAUACAAUAACUGAUCAACAAACUCAUCAAAGUGGAGUAAAUAAUAAUAACAACCCACAUUCUGCUACUAAUCCUCAUCAUACAGUACAACCUCGACCACCAGAACCAGAAUAUCCAGUGAUAACAGAGCAAGUAGAAGUUGAUAAACAGGUAUUAAUAGAAAGAAUUGUCAGAUUACAGAAAGCUCAUGCCAGGAAAAAUGAAAAAUUAGAAUUUUUACAAGACCAUAUUCACCAGUUAGUUGAUGAGGUACAGAGGAAGAAAAAAAUAAUCCAGAGUUAUAUAUUGAGAGAAGAACAAGGAGCAUUAGCCCCAGAAGCAAUGGAUGAGAAUAAGAGAUCUAUGAUUAGGAGUGAGGUUCAGGCACUGCUAGCUAAGAAAGGUGGUAUAAUGGCUUCUUUAUACAGUCAUCAUUCACAGGAUGGUCACAUGACACUAGAUUUAUCUCUAGAAAUUAACCAGAAGUUACAAGGAGUGUUAGAAGAUACUUUAUUAAAGAAUAUCACCUUGAAGGAAAAUAUAGAUACACUAGGAACAGAAAUAGCCCGACUUUCAAAAGAAAACCGACAAAUACAACUAAAACUUCAAUCUCAAAGAUAG